AUGAUGACAUUGGCCAAAGCUUUGUACGACAACACUGCCGAGUGUCCUGAUGAGCUGGCAUUCAGGAAGGGUGACAUCCUGAUGGUGAUGGAGCGGAGUGUGGAGGACACCAGCGGCUGGUGGAUGUGCUCCCUCUAUGGCCGCCAAGGUCUGGUCCCUGCAAACCGCUUGCGUCUCCUGUCUCCAACCCCAGAGCGUCCCACUGCUACCCUAAGUCCUAUGAGGAACUUAACGCCUCCAUCAAACCAACGCAUUAUUACUAACAAUGUACAAAACAUCUACCAGAUCCCCAUUGCAACCAAACCCAACAGCAGCGAGCAGACAGAGCUGCUUUACAAGGUCCCAUCCAUUCCCUCUACACCCAAACUAUCAGCCUCAAAGCAGAACAGCGAGGAACAAGAGGAAAAGAAGGCUUUCAACAUGGCUUCGUUGUCCAUAGAGGAGCUUUACGAUGUCCCAAGCCAAUUGAGACGGAGGUCCCUCUUCCCUGUAUCGACUGCACCACGGAUGUCAUUUCGCAAGCACUCCCUCGUGCCAAUUUCAGAAAUGCAGAGAAGGUUCAACAUACCUGAAAUAUUGAAGGACUCUUGUAUUUACGAUGUUCCACCCAAGUCACCACAGGACCCAAACUACAAUAUUCGCGUCCCAGAUGGCGCUAAGAAUGCAGCCAUCAGCGGCUCCUCAAGCAGCUCUUGCGACUCGCUGGCCCUGUCGUCAUCUUCACCAGAACCUUUGAGGGAAGUAUUUGUACGACAGGAUGAAGUCUGUUCAAGACUUUUGGAUCUUCAGGAUGGAGUUUGCAAAGCAGUUCCCCAGAUCAUGAAAUUUGUCAGCAGUGGAUGGAGGAGUAAAAACCAUAUGGAGAAACAUUUGGAAGAGAUCAAGGAAGCAGCAGUAGAAGUAGCCUCCUCGCUCAGCCGCUUUCUUAGCUAUGCCCUGGACAUUAAAGGCAAUGCUCGCAGAUUAACCGAUGCUAAUCUGCAGGCAAGACUCUACAAACAGCUGUGUGUGGUGGAGGACUCAGGAGUAGUACUUCAGCAAACAGUGACAGCCUUGAACGUGGCUGGCUGGACUUUAGAUCUGUUGAGUCAAGACCCAGGCCAGGCACAAACACCAGACCAACUGGAGAGGUUUGUCAUGGUGGCACGGACCAUUCCUGAAGACGUGAAGCGCCUAGUGUCUAUGGUUAAUGCCAACGGAAAGCUCCUGUUUAAGCCUGCACAAAAAGAUUUAGAAAUAUUCCACAUUUCAAGCCCACCUGAGGUUCCAGACAUAUGUGACCAGGAAGUGAACGAGGGGGACGAUGACUAUGUGGAGCUACAGACAAAAACUGAUUUUGUAAAUCGGCAAGAGGAGGUAAAGAAAGAUGCCAAAGAAAAUGUCCCUGUGUCAUCAAGCGAUGUAUUGCAUGAUCAACCGAGUUUGCCCGAGCAACGAGCGGCAUCCCUCUCAGAGCACUGCCGGUUGUACUUCGGGGCUCUGCAGAAGGCUAUUGGGGGGUUUGUCUCCAGCCUCCAGGACGGCCAACCCCCAGAGAAGUUUAUCUCCCAGAGCAAACUGGUGAUCAUGGUGGGCCAGAGGCUGGUGAACGCACUCUACAGAGAGGCCCAGCCCGGAGAGUCCCGCCAGAGUCUCUUGUGUAAGAGUAACCACCUGUGCGCGCUUCUCAAACAGCUGGCCGUGGCCACAAAGAAGGCCGCGCUGCACUUCCCAGAGCCGCAGGCCGUGGGCGAGGCGCAGCAGUUUGCCCACGAGCUAGCUCAGCGCGCACAACACCUACGCCAGUCACUGGAGCUCUGA
Molecule: messenger RNA, 1800 nt
Organism: Knipowitschia caucasica
Lineage: Eukaryota; Metazoa; Chordata; Actinopteri; Gobiiformes; Gobiidae
Source: the annotation of a GenBank genome assembly